This is a messenger RNA of Acanthosepion pharaonis, 1797 nucleotides long. NCBI's taxonomy places the organism in Eukaryota, Metazoa, Mollusca, Cephalopoda, Sepiida, Sepiidae. The record is from the annotation of a GenBank genome assembly.
AUGGGCGGGCCUUUUAUUCUUAAGCUUCUCCGGAGCGGGGCAACUGUUGGAGGAGAUUGUGUGUUAUAUUCUGAGGUUUCUUCUGAUCUGACAACCUCAUGCGCAGAGUCUUCAUCAUCUGAAGAAUGUUCUGAAGAUUCUUCUUCUGAGGAUUCUUCUGGUCUGACAACCUCACGCACAGAGUCUUCACCAUCUGAAGGGGUGCUAGCCCUACCUCCGAUGAUCGCACACAAAACACGAACUUAUCCUUCCUCUCUUCAUUCAAUUUAUGCACCACUCUUCAUUUAUUUUAUCCUCCACUCUUCACUCAAUUUAUCCACCACUCUUCACUCAAUUUAUCCUCGUCUCUUCACUCAAUUUAUCCUCCUCUCUUCACACAUAUUAUCCACCUCUCUUAACUCAACUUAUCCUCCUCGCUUCAUUCAAUUUAUCCACCUCUCUUCACUCAAUAUAUCCUCCACACUUCAAUCAAAUUAUCCACCUCUCUUCACUCAAUAUAUCCUCCUCUAUUCACUCAAUUUAUCCUUCCUCUCUUCAUUCAAGAUAUCCUCCUCUCUUCAUUCAAUUUAUCCUUCCUCACUUCAUUCAAUUUAUCCACCUCAUUUCAUUCAAUUUAUCCUCCUUUCUUCACUCAAUUUAUCCUCCUCUCUUCAUUCAAUUUAUCCUCCUGUCUUCGCUCAAAAUAUCCAACUCCCUUUACUCAAAAUAUACUUCAUCUCUUCACUCAAUUUGUCAUCUUCAAAUCACUCAAUUUAUCCUUCCACUCUUCACGCAAUUUAUCCUCCUCUCUUCAUUCAAUUUAUCCUCCGCUCUUCAUUCAAUUUACCCUCAUCUCUUCACUCAAUUUAUCCUACUCUCCUCAUUACUUCCCCUUUUCACUCAAGUUAUCCUCUUCUCUUCACUCAAUUUAUCCUUACUCUCUUCAUUCAAUUUAUCCUCCUCUUUUAUUCAAUAUAUCCUCCUCUCUUCACAGAAUUUAUCCUCCUCUCUUCACACAAUUUAUCCUCCUCUCUUCCCUCAAUUUAUCCUCCUCUCUUCCUUCAAUUCAUCCUCCUCUCUACAUUCACAUUAUCCUACUCAAUUCCCUCAAUUUAUCCUUCCUCUCUUCACUCAAUUUAUCGUCUUCAAUUCACUCAAUUUAUACUUGUCUUCAUUAAAUUUAUCCACCUCACUUCAUUCAAUUUAUCCUCCUCUUUUCACUCAAUAUAUCCUAAACUCUUCAUUCAAAUUAUCCUUCCUCUUUUCAUUCAAGUAAUUCACCUCACUUCAAUCAAAUUAUCCACCUCGUUUCACUCAAAUUAUACACCUCUCUUCACUCAACUUAUCCUCCCCUAUUCAUUCAAUUUAUCCUCCUCACUUCAUUCAAUUCAUCCUCCACACUUCAUUCAAAUUAUCCACCUCUCUUCCUUCAAUUUAUCCUCCUCUCUUCCUUCAAUUUAUCCUCCUCUCUUCCUUCAAUUUAUCCUCCUCUCUUCAUUCAAUUCAUCCUCCUCUCUUCGCUCAAUUUUUCCUACUUUCUUCCCUCAAAAUAUCCUUACUCUCUUCACUCAAUUUAUCCUCUUCAUUUCAUUCAAUUUAUCCUUCCCCUCUUCAUUCAAUUUAUCCACCUCACUAUAUCCUCCUAUCUUGACUAAAUUUAUCCUACUCCCUUCCCUCCAAUUAUUCUUCCACUCUUCACUCAAUUUAUUCGCUUCACUUCUCUCAAUUUCUCCUCCUCUCUUCACUCAAUUUCUCCUCCUCUCUUCACUCAAUUUAUCCUCCUCUCUUCACUCAAUUUAUCCAACUCUCUUCAUUUAA